Caenorhabditis elegans is the source of this 2559-nucleotide messenger RNA. RefSeq names its product MAM domain-containing protein (gene mam-1). Gene Ontology annotation, cellular component: membrane. The record is from RefSeq and is marked reviewed. NCBI's taxonomy places the organism in Eukaryota, Metazoa, Nematoda, Chromadorea, Rhabditida, Rhabditidae. Gene Ontology annotation, molecular function: transmembrane signaling receptor activity. Bases 15 to 2300 code for a protein of 761 amino acids. The transcript has 14 exons.
AAGGUCUAUGUGCCAUGAGUCAGCUCGCUUCGGCACAUUCUCAAAAUACGAUUGUUAGCAAAAUACUUCAGGUGGCCCUAGGAUUAUUCGUUACAACUUCAGAUUUACCGCCUUUAUCUCCGAACCAUGAACAGCUAUCCUACGAUUGCUCUUUUCAUUCAGAUUGCCGAUGGAUGUCAUUAGGAAAUAAUGUAGAUCGGUGGAGAGUUGCAAAAGGCGAGCCAGAUAGUUUACUAUGGUUAGCUGCCACUGGGACCAUGCAGAUACCAAGAGAACCCUACGCGUUAAUAGAAUCCCGUGGCAAUCCAGUAGAUGCAUUAGUCACCGACGCGAUAAGAUGUCAAAUGGGAUACGCCGAACUAUCAUUCACUUAUUGGGUAAUAGGAAACGCUGAUAUAGAAAUAUGUCUCACUGAUUUGGAAGGUGGAAAGUUCAAUUGUACAGGAGUGUUAAACUCGUCAAUUAUGCCAGGCAAAGUUUCAUUGAAGAUACCAGAACUUCAAAAGCCGUUUAGGAUAAUGAUCCAACCAAGUUCUGAUCCGGGAGUCGUUGUGUUGGAUGACAUUCGAUAUGACGCCUCAAUCUGUCAUCCUGAUACGUCCCCUGAAACCAAUUCUGUGAGAGGUCGUCCGGAUUUUAUGACAACUUCACCGCCAAAACGAAUUCGCCCAUGGACAGUAAAACAAACAAAAAAACCAAAACCAACGGAAGUAGUGCCCGUAAAAGAAAUUGAGGAAGAAACAACAACUACGACAACUACAACAACGACAACGCAACUGCCAACGACUACCACAACUGAGGAAAUUACGACAACAAUGCCAUCGGGACCAACAACGGAAGUCCCUUUUGAUUUGCUUAUUGUUGGAAACAGGACACGACCCCUGAAUGAUAGGAGAUCUGGAGAAAUAGUCGAUGAUUCGACUCAACUUUUGUGUGACUUCAAUAAUGAAUUUGCAUGUCGGUGGGGUCCUGAAGCUGGACGUUGGGCAAUUAUUGACAGCGGUGCAAUACCAUCUCUGGAAGAUUCCAUCGCAGAUCCUCUGCUUCUUCCAACAUUUCCAGCUGGUUUAGUGCUUCAAGGAACCGCAAUGUUGUCAAGUGAUCCAAUUCAAUGUCAGACUGGAAACGCUAAAGUUCUGUUUCGAUAUUGGUCCAAUGGGGACAUCCUUCUACAAGUUUGUGCAUUGGGACACGGAGACAAUAAUGAUAUAAUUCACUGUGUAGAGCAAUCCAGGUCUGCAAGGCACGAGAGGAAUACACUUGCCGUUUUUGAACUCAAUAAGGACAUUACUGGAACUUUUACGCUAAACAUAGUACCCCAAUGGGAAAGUGGUUUAAAAAAUCGAUUCCUGGUAAUAGACGAGAUAGCUUACAUUGGUCAAUGCGACAAGAGCAAGUUAGAGCCAACUUCUCAAGCUCCAUUGAUCCUCGGACGAACAACUCAACCGAAAGAGGUAACAAUUGCUGGCACCAAACGGAGAAUUCAAACGACACCGACGCCAACAACCACAACAACACAAGUUCCAGAAAUUGAAGAGGAAGAAGUUGUGGAAGAGGAAGAGACAACGACUACAAGAAGAUGGCCAACAACUACUACAAGUGGUUAUACAAAGAAAAGACGAAUAUUCACAACAUUUGCACCUGUGUUCCCUGAAGAAGUUUACACGCAAACUUCAAAACCGAGAAAAUCCACCUGGACUACUACACCGGAGCCAAAACAGGAUGACUAUUGUGAUAUUUUAAAUUGCAGUUUUGAUGAUACGGCAUGCAACUAUCUCAACCAUGGUCUCACAAAAAAGCCAUGGACAUUGAGAAACCGAGGGUACGGGUAUCCAUUAACCGGAACUACUGAUAUCCGGGCAACUCAAACAAAUGGACAGUUUGUUUCUGCUAUAUUGGAUGCUGAAGACAUUGCCAUUUUGGAGUCACCAAAGUUCAACGCAACCAGAAGUCUCAACGUGCUACUCUUCCAGUAUUUCAGACCAUCUCAGAUGACAACGAUUCGAUUAUGUUUAGGGUCAAGGUACACGAAUCCAAUGCGAACAGUGUCUUCAUUCGUUCAAUGCCCGUCGAUUCUGAGAUCUGUUACUUCAAAAAAUGCAUAUCGAUGGAACACGGUGCAUAUUCAGUUGCCACCAGGAACUACGCAUUUCUACUUGGUGGCUCACAGCAGUGAAAAAUCCGAAAGUAGAGCAGCAAUUGCCAUUGAUAAUAUGAGAGUCGCAAUUUGUGAUACACGAGGCUUUGCACCGGACUAUAUCGAUGAAACCACAGAUUUUCAAAGUGUUCUACAACUUUAAAUGAUUCAUUUUAUCUAAUUUUAUUAUGUUUACCUUGUUUUUUUUUCUGUCUUCAAAAUGUUCUCAAAACUGUUGCUUUACAAUUCUCAAUUUUAAUUUAUUGAUCAAUAACCACUUUUUCAUGUAUCAAAUAUUUAUUUACAAAAGCCUUUCAGUUCCAAGUAUUAUUGUGAGAAAUAUGUACUUAUUGAGUGCAAAUUGUCAUAUGUCGAAUCAAUCAUGUCAAGUAAGAGAAAAUAAUAAUAAAUCGUGACUUUUC